Molecule: messenger RNA, 1146 nt
Organism: Talaromyces amestolkiae
Lineage: Eukaryota; Fungi; Ascomycota; Eurotiomycetes; Eurotiales; Trichocomaceae
Exons: 1
Coding region: 1-1146 (381 amino acids)
Source: RefSeq, a predicted model, not a curated record
AUGGACACAGACUCAGCCAUCCUUCCUGAGACGCCUCCGGACUUGCAUAUCCCAGAUUCACAGGUCGCCGUGAAGGUGUCAAUCAUUGAUACUACCAGCUAUAUGAGCAAUUUUCCCAUGUGGGCUUUCGUCGAUCCGUUGAUGCCUGGGCACGAGGAGAUGAAAGGCUGCGACUUUUCAUUCAUCGUUGAACACCCCAAGAGUGGCAACAAGUACGACACGUUGCUCUUUGAUCUUGGGGUGCGCAAAGACUGGGAAAACUUACCGACAUCCUUCGUCCAAGGUAUCAAGGAAGGUGGCUGCAAGAUUGAGGUUCAGAAGGACGUUGCCACCAUUCUAAAGGAGAAUGGACGAGAUCUGUCCGAGGUGGGAGGUAUCAUCUGGUCACACUGGCAUUUUGACCAUGUCGGUGAUGUCCAGACGUUCCCAGAUGCGACGGAUGUGAUCGUUGGACCUGGGUUCAAGAAAGCGCAUGUACCUGCCUGGCCCACAGUUCCCGACUCUCACAUUGAUGAGAAGGCAUGGGAAGGUCGCACACUGCGCGAGAUUGACUUCGCGGCAGAAGGAAAAGGUCUCAAGAUUGGCCAGUUUGAUGCUCUUGACUUCUAUGGCGACGGAAGCUUCUACCUCCUCAAUACCCCCGGUCACACCAUCGGCCAUCUUUCCGCCCUUGCCCGCACAACGGUUGAUCCUCCGACAUUCAUCUUCAUGGGUGGAGAUAUCGCACACCAGGGAGGAGAGUUUCGGCCGACGCCGUAUAUGCCUCUACCCGCCGCGAUCUCGCCCAACCCGUUCAACCGCACUUUGGCACGUCCAGCCCUUACUUGCCCUGGUGACAUUUUCGUUGAGAUUCAUCACAAGAAGAGCCGCACAGUGCCCUUCUUCGACCCAACCACCGCCGAGGGUUCGUGGCAUUACUGUGCCCACCAGGCAAAACGCAGCAUUGACAAGCUGACCGAGUUCGAUGCUUACGAGAACAUCUUCCCUGUCAUUGCUCACGACAACAGCCUGUACGGCGCUAUCGAUGUUUAUCCAGAGCCAGCGAAUGACUGGUUCGCCAAGGGCUGGAAAGACAAGACCAGAUGGGGUUGGCUCAAUGAGUUUGACCCAGGCAGUGAGGGACUGGCUAAGGCUAGUCAACAGUGA